This is a messenger RNA of Theobroma umbraticum, 1979 nucleotides long. Its product is annotated as putative protein phosphatase 2C 47. Gene Ontology annotation, biological process: protein dephosphorylation. Gene Ontology annotation, molecular function: cation binding; protein serine/threonine phosphatase activity. NCBI's taxonomy places the organism in Eukaryota, Viridiplantae, Streptophyta, Magnoliopsida, Malvales, Malvaceae. The record is from RefSeq and is a predicted model, not a curated record.
CCAUUCUUAUUCUUUUUUUACUACUAAUACUAUUAUUUCUGUUAUACAUUCUAAGCUUUUUUAAUUUUGUUGGAUCUUUUCAUCUCAUACUUUCUUCAUAAUCGAACAGAGACAGAGUGUAUCCAACUCGGCAAUGGUGGCUGUUUUUGGUUCCCCAUACAAUCCAAUAAAUUUUCCAACUUGCACAAAAACAAGCUGCUAUUGAUACCAUACAUCUUGCUGAUGUCUGUGAUAAAGUGAACAUUAAUUGAAUCUUGAUCUAGAGCUUCACCGUUUCUGGCAGUUGGUUCACGCUAAAUAUGGGUUGUCUAUUACCUAAUCUGGUGCUUUUUGUCUUUGAAAACAUGGAUUAGUGUUUUGUUUUUGCUCCUUUUUUGUGGAUUGUGGAGGAGGAUCAAUGGCUCCAGCGACAGAUGUAUCUCCACAUUCAACAAGACUAGAAGGUGGAAGCUUCCAGGGAAGUUUCAAUUCAAUGGAGGAUGAAAAUGAAGGCUCAUUGGAGAAUAUGAACCAAAUCAACGCUGCCAAACCUCCAAGAAACCUCUCUGCUAUGCGCCAUUGCACCAGCUCUGCUUGGUUACCUGAACGGGAACCAGAUGUGCCCGUGAAGUCACCACCAUCAAAUGAGAAUUCUGGCUUUUUACCUGUAGUUCGUUCAGGAAGCUGUUCCGAGAAAGGACCAAAACAGUAUAUGGAGGAUGAGUUUAUAUGUGUUGAUAAUCUCUUUCAAUAUCUUGGUUCGGCUGCAAACUUCCCUUCCCCAGGAGCAUUUUAUGGGGUAUUUGAUGGACAUGGUGGUCUUGAUGCAGCAUCCUUUACCAGAAAGAACAUUCUCAAGUUUAUUGUUGAAGACUCCAAUUUUGCAACUGGCACGAAAAAGGCAGUUAAGAGUGCAUUUAUGAAGGCUGAUCAUGCAUUUGCAGAUGCUAAAUCUCUCGAUAGCUCCUCUGGCACCACUGCUUUGACUGCUCUCAUAUUGGGAAAGACCAUGCUCAUUGCUAACGCUGGGGAUUCUCGAGCAGUGUUAGGUAAACGAGGAAGAGCAAUUGAGCUGUCUAAAGACCACAAACCCAAUUGUACCUCUGAAAGAUUAAGAAUUGAGAAACUAGGUGGUGUUAUAUAUGAUGGCUAUCUCAAUGGUCAGCUUUCCGUAGCACGUGCCCUUGGAGACUGGCAUAUUAAGGGCUCUAAAGGGUCAAAAAGCCCCUUAAGCUGCGAGCCGGAGUUGGAAGAGGUUUUCCUGACUGAAGAAGAUGAGUUCUUGAUAAUGGGCUGCGAUGGCCUUUGGGAUGUGAUGAGUAGCCAAUGUGCUGUUACAAUGGUGCGGAAGGAGCUGAUGCAGCAUAAUGAUCCUGAAAGGAGCUCAAGAGCACUUGUCAAGGAGGCACUACAACGCAACACCUGUGAUAAUCUAACUGUUGUCGUGGUCUGUUUCUCUCCAGAGCCACCUCCACGGAUUGAAAUUCCUAGAUCGUAUAAGAGGAGGAGUAUAUCAGCUGAAGGGCUGGAUCUCCUUAAGGGUGUUUUGAACAACAUAUGAGCAGGAAUUAUCUACAGCUUGUACAAAAGUGGAGUUUAUACCAACACCACCACCCCCCCACCCCCAAAAAAAGAAAAAAGAAAGGAGAUUAUAACUUGGUGGGGCGAUUUUUCUGAACAACUGGUCCCUCCAGCUGCAGAGUUGAUGAUUUCUUUCUCACACCAAGAAUCCUGGAUAUCUGAUGUACUUCAUAUUUUGGAUUUUCUGUCAGUAAUCUUUGUGCUGUAGCCCUAAACUGCUAAUAAGUUGCCUAAAUUUUGGUCGUGUCAACCUCUACAAGUUUGAUAUUGGUUUCAGGAUUUCAGUGGCAAAGCUCAAAGUAUCAGCAAGUUUGAGGGACUACAGGAAUAUUGUGUUUUUCUUUGUAAAAGUUUACUACUAUCAAGACACGUCAAGAACCUGUAGUGAAAUUUUACAGCGCGCUGAGAGAGAGGACAAA